Molecule: messenger RNA, 1117 nt
Organism: Hyalella azteca
Lineage: Eukaryota; Metazoa; Arthropoda; Malacostraca; Amphipoda; Hyalellidae
Product: centrosomal protein of 104 kDa-like
Exons: 10
Coding region: 80-1117 (345 amino acids)
Cellular component (GO): cilium
Source: RefSeq, a predicted model, not a curated record
ACGUGCCCUGCCCGCCCUUAAGCACCGUGUGGUGGAGGACGCGGCAGAGGAGGAGGUCGCGGCUCUGCGGCCGCAGUCCAUGACGGAGGCCGAGAGGAAGGACGCGUCGCUGGCCAUCUACGUGUUCGGCGCCUCCAUGGUGGAUAAGUGCUACAGCAAGAGCUACUCCGACAAGGAGGCAGGGUUGCUGCUGCUGCAGGAGGCGCUGCAGGAGAGCUGUCCGCUCAGCGCAACCCCCGACAGAGUGCUGCGGGCGGCAGUUCAGCUCAUCCAGCGCGGGGUGCGCGACAAGGUGUUCAGCGUCGCACAGCUUGCGUGUGCUGCACUCAGCGUCCUGCUCACCAUCUUCCUUCCAGCACACAGGGUCUCGCGCAAGGAGUGCGCUGCAGCGCUAGACCAGCUCCUGCCAGACCUCCUCUCCAAGACCGCCGACAACGCGGCUAGGGCGCGACAGCUCGCCGUCACCGCCCUAGACCAGAUGCUCACAUACUCCCUAGCGAGAGGAGCUGGUAACAUAGGGACAGAGCUGACCAGACCAAUCAGCCACUCUGUCCACCCUCGGUCAGCUCUGUGCCGUGUGACGGUGGUGGAGAUGCAGCUCUGCAGGAUGGCUGACGUACCGCUUCCCAAGGACAGAGAAACCGGGUUCACCCCCCGUCAGCUGGCAGAGCUGGCACUGUCAGCGGCGCAGCACCCCGGCAGCGAUGUCCGCAAGUCUGGAGAGCGCGCCCUGCUGACGCUGUACCGCCGCCACCCGCAGGCCGUGCGCCGAGUCCUGCCCAGCGAGCAGGAUCCUCAGCGCCGCAACGUCCUCUUCAGGAACCUCUUCGAGCAGCUCGAGCUCAUCGACCUCCAGAAAGCCACCACGCCACGAGCACCACCGCCCACCACAGAUCCUCCUCCUGCAGAGGGCGUGACAGCUGGGCGCUGCGUGCCCACCACCCUCGCCCUGCCCACCUGCGGCGGCAGCAGCAACAGCAGCAGCUGCGCCAGUAACUGCAGCGCUAACAGCAGCAGCAGCAGCUGCGGCAACCCUGCACUGCUGCACAGCUGCAGCACUCCUGAGGAAGCCCGUGGCCGCGUGCUGAGCAGAACAAACUUCUGUAAGCCUCUAUGA